AUGAAGGUAGGGGGCAACGAAUCAGCGACAAAAUACUUCCAGUCACAUGGUGGCACGGCUGCCCUUGCAAGCAAAGACCCGAAGACCAAGUACACGUCCAACACAGCAGUAAAGUACAAGGAUGAGCUCAAAAGAAGAGCGGCGGCAGAUGCUAAAGAAUCCCCUGAAGAGGUCGUUGUCAGCGAUAUCGUAAUUUCUACACCCGCCGAAGAAUCUACGACUCCAGAAGGUAGCGACGACUUCUUCUCAUCAUGGGACAAACCGACUAUCAAGCGCCCCUCCAAUCCACCUUCGAGAACGCAGACGCCGCCAGUCGUCGGUCGAACCGCCUCUCCUUUCCUCAACGCAAAUGGCAAUGCGCAGCCUCGAUCCAAGUCACCUCUAAAAGAAGUCAUUAGUGAUGCUCAAGGCGCAACUCAGCAAGCGGUUCCAUCAGCCGCUAUUCGUAAACCCACGACUUCCACCGGACCACGGAAAGCGAAUAUUCUCGGCGCAAAGAGGGGACAGAAACUGGGUGCGAAGAAGAUAGGAGCGGGGGAGGCUGUAGACUUUGAAGAAGCUGAGCGAAAGGCAAAGGAAGAAGCUGAACGGAUAGCAAAGCUUGGGUAUGAUCCGGAGGCUGAAGAGGCUGAAGCUCAGAGUAAAAUGCGAUCCGCGAGCGUUAGUGAGAAGACAAAGAUAGCAGCACCGACACCUGUGAAUCCUGCACGGCCUAGCGGAACAUCAGGCAAAGGUCAUGAAAGAACGAAGAGUGAAAUGGAGCGGCUAGGCAUGGGGAUGGGACGACUUGGAUUUGGGCAAGUUGGCACCAGCAAGCCUACCGCAGCUGCUCCGAAGAAAAUGGGCUUUGGUGCUGUUGGUAGCAGCAAAGCAGUGGAAGAUGAUGACGAUGAACGCUACGCCCGCUCAAAAUUCGGCACUCAGAAAGGCAUAUCAAGCGACGAAUUUUUCGGUCGCAACAACUUCGACCCAAACGCUCAAACUGAAGCCAAAGAUCGGCUACAAGGCUUUGAAGGCGCUACAUCUAUUUCCAGCAAUGCGUAUUUUGGUCGUCCGGAGGAAGAUACACCCGAAGGUGGAGAGUACGGCAAUUAUGGUGACUUAGAGGGUGCGGCGAAAGACUUUGUGCGAAAGUUUGGUGUGACUGCUGGUGACGACUUGGAGAACCUCACGAGUAUGCUUGGCGAAGGUGCCACAAAGUUGCAAGCUUCUCCUCUGCGGUCUCGUCAAAUGUCUUCUUCAAACCCCUCAAUCGCAACCCUCAAACGCAUCUCCGCCCCGGAUCUCCGCACCCUCCUCCUCUCCCCCAAAGCCUCCACACUCUCCGUCAUCGACGUUCGUGACGACGACUACAUAGGGGGCCACAUAAGUAGCUCAAUCCACGCGCCUACCAACACCCAUGACCAUAAGAUUCCUGAGCUCGUUCGGAAACUAGCAGAUCAGGAGAUCGUGGUAUUUCACUGUGCACUUUCUCAGCAGAGGGGGCCGGGUGCUGCCCUGAGGUAUAUGCGGGAGCGGCAGGCGAGGGGUGAGAAAGGGGAACUGAGUGGUGGGGUUAUGACGGAGACGAAGAAGGGGGGUAAUGAGACGGUGGAGGUCAGCGAUCCGAAAAAGGGUGAGCAGGAGGUCUAUGUGCUUGAUAGGGGGUUUGUGGGAUGGGUGCAACAAGGGUAUGGGAGGGACCAGAAGUUGACGGAGGGGUUCCGUAAGGAGGUAUGGGAAGAUUACGAGUGA
Molecule: messenger RNA, 1734 nt
Organism: Bacidia gigantensis
Lineage: Eukaryota; Fungi; Ascomycota; Lecanoromycetes; Lecanorales; Ramalinaceae
Exons: 4
Coding region: 1-1734 (577 amino acids)
Biological process (GO): COPI coating of Golgi vesicle
Source: RefSeq, a predicted model, not a curated record